AUGCGGUCUUCUGUUUCUUCUAGUGUCUCUUCCUUUCAAGACGCUGAGCCUGACAAUGGCGAGACGCAUGAUGUAGCUCCUGCUCUUCCACAAGCCCGUCGCCCUUCAGAUUCUGAUAGUGGCGAAUCGGAAAAGGGUUUGAAGCGAAAGCUUGCUGACCGUGGCACGAGUCAGGGGCCGGAAAACCUAGUGCCUUUGCCCUCUGCCGAGCCUACCAAGCGUCCUAGAGAUGAUACCAACAAAGAUGACAACCCUCGCGAAUCAAAGAGACCGUCACCUCCUCCCGAACAAAAACCUGCAGCAGCAGAGACAUCUGCACUCAAAUUCGGAGGAUUUAUGGCCUAUGCUGCCGCAGCAUCUCCAUUUGCUGCUGUCAAAGGUCAGAAUAUAUUUUCAGGAGCUAGUUCCAGCACGUCCAAAAAGUUGUCUGUUUCGCCAUCGCCAUCACCUUCACCUCUGCCGACGAACAAUGCCCCUACACCCUCUCCGUUUGCGAGCUUCGCCUCCUCGCAGUGGUCGGUACAGCAGACGCCGGCGAGCACCGCGACCAAGCGUACGGGCUUCGAAGCCUUUAUAAGCUCCGCUUCUCCCUUUGCGACAGCAGGUGUUUCUGCUCUCCCUUCACGACCCAAAUCACCAUUACGUGCCAGCGGAAAAAGCGCACUCGGAAGGAGUAGGUCGCCCCCGAGACGUGCUCCUCUCAGCAUGGCCAGUGCAUUCUCAUCAUAUGCCAGUGGUGGCGUGCAAGCUUUGUUUGCUGCGCCCCAUCCCAAGCGUGCAAGGGCAGAGUCGCCCAACGGGGGGUCGUCGCGGAGUUCUCUUGAACGGACAAGCAGCACUAGACUGAAUGUAUUGGAUUCAGCAUGGAAUGGAAGCGCAGAUGAGAGCGGAAGCGGAGAGGAAGACGAUGAUGAAGAAAAUGAGAGACCACCUUCAACAUUUGGUGAGAGACUCCGUGCAGGUAGGGAUGACGAAGAAGAUGAGCCCGAUGAGGAAAAAGAGCGAGAGAAGCUUCAAGAACAGGACGUUAUAACUGGCGAAGAGGAUGAAGAGACAAUACACCACGUGCGCGCCAAGCUCUAUGCCCUAUGCCCCCAGAAUCAGUGGAAGGAGCGAGGGACUGGCCUUCUCAAGCUCAAUGUCCGACGUUCAGAUGGUGGUGGUGCUCGUCUUUUGAUGCGCAAAGAAGCAGUCUACACAGUUAUACUGAAUGUUACACUCUUCUCCGGAAUGAAAUGCUUUAUUGCACAGGAUCCAAGAUAUAUCCGGUUGAGCGUUAUCGAAGAUGGGGUCACGAUACAUUACAACCUCAGAGUUUCAAACGCGAAGAUUGCACAAGAUUUGCUAGAGGAGAUCAAGUCGAAUAUUCCAGCUUGA
Suillus bovinus is the source of this 1377-nucleotide messenger RNA. RefSeq lists its product as uncharacterized. Gene Ontology annotation, molecular function: GTPase activator activity. The coding region runs from base 1 to 1377 and encodes 458 amino acids. The transcript is spliced from 5 exons. The record is from RefSeq and is a predicted model, not a curated record. Gene Ontology annotation, cellular component: nuclear pore; cytoplasm. Gene Ontology annotation, biological process: intracellular transport. Lineage: Eukaryota; Fungi; Basidiomycota; Agaricomycetes; Boletales; Suillaceae.